Molecule: messenger RNA, 1528 nt
Organism: Vanessa atalanta (red admiral)
Lineage: Eukaryota; Metazoa; Arthropoda; Insecta; Lepidoptera; Nymphalidae
Gene: Uros1
Product: uroporphyrinogen-III synthase-like
Exons: 2
Coding region: 220-972 (250 amino acids)
Biological process (GO): uroporphyrinogen III biosynthetic process
Molecular function (GO): uroporphyrinogen-III synthase activity
Source: RefSeq, a predicted model, not a curated record
CUUCGUACUUAGAAAACUCUGUAAGUUUGAAAAUAUAAAAAUCAAUUCAUUUUUUCCUUAUGACAUAAUACCUGUUAACUACAUAUUGUAAUAUUCUUAAUGAUUUUUUUUAGAGUGUCAUUAUAUUUAUUUGUAGACUGGGUCAAAAUUGUUAUGUAGCAGUGGUCAGUAGAACAAAGGACUUGCAAUUCAUGUUUUGUCCGACGGAAAGAAAAGAUCAUGAAGAAAGUAGUAUUAUUUAAAAGUGUGUCAGAGGAUUAUAAGAAAGUGUUUAGUGAUAAUAAUUAUGAGGCGAUUUUCGUGGAACCACUGCAAUUUGAGUUCAUGAAUUUACAGGAACUUGGUGAAAAAUUACUGAGUAAUGAUUAUAACGGUAUUAUUCUCACAAGCCCUAGAGCUAUUGAGGCCGUUUCUAAAUGUUGGUCCCCUUCGAAAUUCGUUAUUUGGAAUACCAAAAAGAUAUAUACUGUAGGUGAGGCUAGCAAUCAAAAGGUUAAGCUAUUACUUGGCUUAGAGGCCUUGGGCAGUCAAACUGGGAAUGCUGAAACACUAGCAACACUCAUAGCAAGUGAAAACAGUGCAAAAUCAAACUUUUUAUUUCCUUGUGGCAAUUUAAGAUCAGAAAUUUUACCAAACAUAUUACAAUCCAAGGACAUAACAGUUGAUGCACUAACUGUGUACGAAACUAAAGAAAAUGAAAAUUUAAGGACAAAUUUAAUGGAACUCAAUAAUACAGUGAAUCCUUGUUGUAUGGUGUUCUUCAGUCCAUCUGGUUGUGAAUAUAUUUACCGUCAGCUGCAGACGUUUAAUAAUAACCUAUCGAUUUUACCUCACUUUGCUAUAGGCAACUCUACUGCACACAAAAUUGAAAAUCUGGGAGUUGAAAUAGCCGGUGUGGCCGCCAAACCUAAACCAGAAAGCAUGAUUGAGUCUGUCCAACAGUAUUUCGAAACCACCGAGUCAUGUAGCUAGCCAUGUCAGACACUAAUUGUACAUGUUAUGGUGUUGGUUAUUUGUAUAUAAAUAUUGAACAUAUGUUAUAUAAUACUCGAAUAUAGUACAAGAGUUUUAAAAUUUUAUUUAGGCAUUUUAUAUUGUUAUUAUUUUGUACAAACAAAUUAUUGUAAAAUAAAAUAAAACUAUGAGUAAAUAAUUGUUGAACUCCUUAAACUUCCAACUCAUUGGCUGGUGGAUUAUCACAGUUGGUAGUGCUUAUUCCAGUUUCAGCGUCCCAUUUCUUAGAAACUGACAUGUAUGUCAUCACUACACUACCAAUCACUAAGACUGAGUUUAUCAAUGCAAGAGGCUGAAAUAAAAAAAAAAUUAAACUUUUUUAUUGGAAAUUUAAUUUUGUUUUGUAAAGUUUUAAAUAUAAUAAUAUUUUAUCUUUUUUCUUUCAAUAUUCUUAUCGUCUACGUUUGGACAAUCCAUAUAUUUUUAAACAUUACAUCAUUUUUAAAUUUGGUUUGUUUUUUAACAUUGAGUAAAGCGAAAGGCGCCUGGGUUCAUUUUAACUGUCUAGAUGUCA